AUGGCGAUCGCUAUCAGACCCGUCGUCUCGCCAGCAUUAGCUGGGUGCUGCACCAUCUUCAGCGUGUUCGGGGUGGUAAUCUUAGUCGCCUUCGGCCUCUUCUACGGUGCCCACGUCGAAGCUCUCACCGGGUCAGAAGAGGACCCUACCGAUCCCGAUGCCGUCUCGCGGGCGUGCUAUGUCGCUGCGGCGAUCUAUGCGGGCUUUAUCGGAUUCUGCGGGUUACAGAUGGUUGUGCAUCAGAGAUAUCCGAGAGGGGUGCAGCUGUCAUGA
Molecule: messenger RNA, 273 nt
Organism: Dioszegia hungarica
Lineage: Eukaryota; Fungi; Basidiomycota; Tremellomycetes; Tremellales; Bulleribasidiaceae
Exons: 4
Coding region: 1-273 (90 amino acids)
Molecular function (GO): RNA endonuclease activity
Source: RefSeq, a predicted model, not a curated record